Bathycoccus prasinos is the source of this 606-nucleotide messenger RNA. RefSeq lists its product with no specific name. The coding region runs from base 1 to 606 and encodes 201 amino acids. The transcript has a single exon. The record is from RefSeq and is a predicted model, not a curated record. Lineage: Eukaryota; Viridiplantae; Chlorophyta; Mamiellophyceae; Mamiellales; Bathycoccaceae.
AUGGCGAGUGUGUUGUUGUUGUCGUUUACGUCGUCACCUUUUAUGGUCGACGCGUACGGCGCGUACGGGAAACCGCGCGACGUGACCAACUUUACCGCGGAACAACUUUUGAAUCUCCGGUACGAGUACACGCCGGAAAUUACGGGCAUGUUUCGAGAGUGCACGGACAAAGAGGAGAGGAAAUACGUUUCCUCAUUUUUACGCGAUCGAGACGAGGAGGAAGUGGUCACGUGUUCGAGGUAUUUCGUCGAACUCCGAGGAGGAUGUUUCGAAGGACCUGGAAGAGCGCACGUGAGCAAAGAGAGGAAGCCUAUGCGGGUAUACUACAGCGAAAUCGAUGAAGAAGACGGCGGGUUUGCGAUUUUGAGCGAGUAUUUAGGCGAGGAAGAAGGACGGAUGUAUUCGAGAGUAGAGUAUUUUUGCGAUUCGGAAACCGCGUACGUGAGAGAAGGCAUCGACGGCUAUAAAGAUGACGAGGGCACAUUCGUGUUACCGUAUAACGCGUUUUUGAUGGAUGGGGACGUAAAACUUGGGAGUAGCGAGAAGCAGUAUUUGCACUAUCAGUCGAUGGAUACUUCCUGGUAUAACGGUAAUAAGUUUGAUUAA